GAUAUUCAUGCGCAGAUGUCAACAAAUCAGAUUGAGCGAUGGGCUGAGUUGUGAGGAGGAGUCAAGAGACUGCAUGUGGCGAUUUGUUUACAUACUCAUCCGUGCACGCGUAUUCGACUAGCGGCGCGUGAUAUGUAAACAUUGCAUUUUGGAUUGAUGUGCGGAACGCGAUGUCAACCGUAGUUCGAGCGGUCACACGAGGACAGAGAGAAUGCGAGCCGCUGACCAAACUUCACUUCUGGGUUUUUUACCCAAUCCUUUUGUUGAUUAGUGUGCAAAACUGUCAAGGGACAUUAACAGAAAAAGACAUAUUAGUGAAAAACGCAGGUGUGAAUGUCCCUUUUGGUCGCCGUGUGUUUGUGAGUCCUCAAAAUGACUUGAAAAUAAAUGUGAGUAACUCUGACAAAUGUCGGGUGACAGUUUUGCAAAGUGAUCUUUUGUCUCAGAGACCAGGGAUUUUAAUACCGAAAGAAUUUCCUUGUGCCUUUCCUGAAAAUUCAGUUUACUACAUUCAUUACGGAGCCAAAGAACCCCAACAAGAUUAUCUUCAUUUAAUGAUUCAUUAUGAAUCUUCCAAUCAAACCCUUAUCAUUCCGUUUGUAUUUAAUGUUCGAAUUGAGAAUGUGCAAUAUAAAAUACUGACCAAAAAUACUCCACUUUAUGUGAGAAAUUUGUCAGAAUACAGUGAUGGUUUAUCCAACAACAAUACAGUUUUUUCCUACGACAAAGACAAUCAACACUGCAAGCUGAUGCUUGUAUCCCUCGAAACUGGAUUACCUCGGAAUGGAUACAUUGCUAAUGACACCUCAGAGUUAACUGUGAUGGACUGUGAUAAAUUUUUACAACUCAGCAUAAUGUACAAAAUUUUUGCAUUUGCUAGUUCACCAAACAGAGAUUUCAUUCCGUUAGUGGUACAAAUUAUAGACACAGAUGGUGAUGUGAUGCAUGAAGAAUAUUUUCAAAAGCCAGUAAUUAUUGAAUCAGGUCUUCAAAAUACAAGGCCCAGACCAAGCUUUAAUGCCCUUCUAGUCAUGGACGUAAGUCAAGGUAAUACUAUUGAUCAGUUUAUAAUGACAUCAAUUUCCUCUAAAAUUUUAGCAGCUGAGGAUCAGGAAACGCCCGCUGAUCAAUUGAUUUUCAAUGUUACUAAGCCCUUAGGACCUGAUCAAGGUGAAUUAGUCAGCACAAAUGAUAGGAAUCAACCACUGAGAUCAUUCUACCAAAAAGACGUUUUUGAUUUGAAAAUUGCUUACAAACCACCAAAAACUGACUCGGACCAUAUAAGGUCAUUCCAAAUUGAAUUGCAAGUAAUUGAUGGGGAUGGGAUGAAGUCUGCGCCUUUUACUCUCCUAAUUGCUGUAAAACCAAUGAAUACGCUGUCACCCAUUGUCACUCUUAACAAAGGGAUACAAAUGUUUGAAGGCCAGUCUAGACAGCUUCUUCACUCAGAUAAUCUGCAGAUUUCUGAUGAAAAUAAUUUGAGUGAAGUGAAAGUUUUUGUAGUAGAUGGAGUAAGACAUGGUCAUCUGCAGAUUCCUAGAAACAGAGAGUAUUUUACUCCCAGAGAUCUCAAGGAUGGGACAGUAUUUUAUAAACAUGAUGGCACUGAUACCUAUAGUGAUAAUAUCAUUUUCAGAAUGACUGAUGGCAAACAUGAUGUAGAAUUCUUAUUUCCUGUAACAAUAUAUCCAGUUGAUGAUGAACCCCCAAUCUUAAAUAGAAAUCUUGGACUUGAAAUUAAAAAGGGAGAUAUUGUUGAAGUAAAUAGAUUUGUUUUGGGUGCGACAGAUAUUGACAGUGAAGAUGCUAAAAUUCUUUAUUUAUUACAACCUCCAUAUUCCAAAGUUGGCAGAUUUCUUAAAAGGCAGUUUGGAACGCCUUCAGAUCUGUCAAAAUGGCAAUACAUCAAUGGAGUAUACCAGCAAAUUGUUGAUGAAUUUACGCAAGAAGAUAUAGUUGAUGGCAAAAUAUUUUAUGAACAUUUUGGGCCUGGAAUGACAAGGACAAUUGUAGACAAAAUUAGAUUGAUAUUGUCUGAUAGAAUGGACCCUCCAAACCAGUCUCAAGAGUACACAUUUGUGGUGAAAAUUUUGCCUGUUGAUGAUACUCCUCCACAACUCGCAGAGGCAACUACACUUCAGCUUAAUGUUAACGAAUUUCAAAUGACAGUGAUCAAGAAAAAGAAUCUUAGGUACACGGAUGAGAGCACCGAGGAUCGGAAUCUCAGAUAUCGGAUAAUUCGACAGCCAUUUGAUACGGAUCAAAAUGCCCAAAUACCAGCAGGAGAAAUAGUACUGUGUGAUACUCCUUCAACCGCAAUCAACAGUUUUACCCAAUCCCAAAUAAACCACUUGAAAAUUUGUUAUAUGCCUCCCAUCAUAGAGUCAGGAAUUUCAAAAAGAAUUAUAUUCUUUUAUUUCACAGUGGAAGAUAUGCAUGAAAAUACUCUGAAUAAUGAACGAUUUGUAAUAACAAUCUACCCUGUGGACAAUAAGCCUCCAAGAGUUAAAAGCAGAGGUUUUAGAGUUUUAGAAAAUGAAGAAUUUGCCAUCAAUCAAAAUGUACUUAAUAUAAAUGAUCCAGACACCGAUAACUCUCUGCUGAAAGUCAUUAUCACCCGAUUACCAAAACACGGAAUUCUAAAAAAAUUCCAGCAACCUUUAAUUCAAAAUGACAAUCUCACACUGAGUGAUAUUAUGAGUGGAAACAUCAUUUAUAAAAAUUCAGGGAGUGAAGCCACAGAAGACAGUUUUUAUGUGUAUGUUACAGAUGGUAUUCAUCAUGUACCUGUAGCGAUUCCAAUCAAAAUUGACCCUGUGGAUGAUGAACCCCCAAUCUUCAUAGGAAACCAAUCAGAUGUCCUUUUUGUCACUGUUCAGAUAAAUGAAGAUGGAAGCAGUGCUGAAUGGAACAAAGAAAUCAGAGCAACAGAUCCAGAUACAAACGAUCUGGAUCUGACUUUCACCAUCAAAUCUCGACCAAAACUAGGUAGAAUUGUGCUGAACAACCAACCAAUAGCUACUUUUACACAAAAGAAUUUGGUGGACAAAAGUGUUUUCUAUCGACAUACAAGUAGAGAAAUAGGAAUGGAGUCUGCAAAUGAUAGUUUUGAGCUUGCUUUGAUUGACAGUUCUAAGGAAUUGGAAGUCCAAAAUAACAAUGUAAAGACUGUUCGAGUUCAAAUCCAAAUUUCACCAGUCAAUGAUAAAUCCCCAAGCAUAGUUUUAGGGGCCCAAUAUGGUGUCAAUGAAGGUGAGAAAUCCCCAAUAUUACCACGCCAUUUGGAUGCAAUGGAUGAGGAUACUUCAUACAAUUAUCUACAGUGCAUUAUUACAAACCAACCGUCAUAUGGUUAUUUGGAAAAUAUGUCGCCUGCUGCAGGAUCAGAGAAAUCGCAACAAGGAAUCCCAAUAUCUGCCUUUUAUGUUGAGGAUCUGAGGCUAGGAAACAUAAACUAUGUCCAAAGUGUUCAUAAAGGUGUUGAAAUCAGAAGGGAUGAGUUUCGAUUUUAUUGCAACGAUGGAAUUAACCAGUCUCCCAUUAAACGUUUUCCAAUUGUUGUGUAUCCAGAAAACGAUGAAGAACCUGAGGUGUAUAUUAGGGAGUUCAUUGUCAUGGAAGGCAUGGAGUUGAAAAUUGAUACCCCUAUUCUAAAAGCUGUGGACAAAGAUGAUCCCAAAGGGUCCUUGACCUAUAUCAUUUCAAGGCCACCACAUCAUGGUCAGAUCAUACAACAAAGGACCAUUGCAGGCAUUUUUCCAGUGUCAAGUUUUAGUGAAACUGACAUAGCUAAGUCUUCCACUAUUAUGUAUAAACAUGAUGAUUCUGAAUCGCUCAGAGAUUCCUUUGAAUUUAUCCUGACUGAUGGCAAGUUUAACAUCACCCGUACCAUUCCUAUAAUGAUUUUACCAAUAGAUGAUGAGACACCCAGAUUAUCUGUAAACAAUGGACUGGAUAUUGAGGUAGUAGGAGGGAAAAAACUGAUCACUAAUAAUCAUUUGAGAGCAGAGGACAUUGAUUCAGAGGAUUCAAAAAUCACAUUCAUUAUAAGAGGCUAUCCUAGAUAUGGAUAUGUUAUGAAGAGAGGACAUGAUGGGGUUGUGAGAAAUUUAACCCUGCACAUGAACUUCACCCAGUUUGACAUAGACAACAACAGAAUCUGGUAUGUCCACACUAGCAGUAAAAGUGGACAAGACAUCAUUAAGCUAGACGUAACAGAUGGCUUGAACCCAAUCGUGGACCGUUACUUUUAUGUGACCAUUGCAGAGUUGGACACCAUUUAUCCCCAGGUGAUAAGCCGAGGGGUGCAGUUACCAGAGGGGGGUUUUGUGACCUUGACCACAGACAUGAUAGGUGGCACUGACAUCAACUCUCCUGAUGAAGACCUGAGGUUUACUGUUACUCAAGCUCCCGUCCAUGGUAUUCUUGAAUCUACCGACGGACCAGGGAUUCCCAUACUGACAUUUACUCAACUUGACCUGGCUGGUAGCAAGAUCCGAUAUGUUCACAGUUCAAAUUCAGAAAUCAAAAUGGAUGGUUUCCAGUUUGAAGUGACAGAUGGGAGGAACCCUGUUAUGCGAACUUUUAGAAUAGCAAUCACGGAUGUUGACAACAAGAAGCCAGUGCUAUUCUGCAAUAAUCUCAGAAUUCAAGAAGGAGGAUAUAAAAUCAUUACCCCUUUCGAACUGCGGGUUGAAGAUUUGGACACACCAAACAAAAGAAUCACAUUUUACAUCACACAGGUUCCUCUACAUGGCAAUAUUUUGAAAAACUUCUCCCAGACUGUGAAUACCUUUACCUAUGAUGACAUUGUGAGAAACCUUAUUACUUAUCAGCAUGACGGAACUGAGACGACUAAAGAUGAGUUCUCGUUCACCAUCACAGAUAACACUAAUGUAGAUUUCUACAUCCUGUCGGACAUGUCCAUUCCUACUAGACUUCCUCAGACUCUGACCAUUGAGGUUGUCCCUGUGGACAAUGGAAUUCCAAAUGUGUCCAUAAAUAAAGGAAUUACCUUCCUGAGUUACCUGCCUAAUGGAAGAAUAGGGGCAAAAAUUACUAGCAAGGUACUACAGGCAGAAGACAGGGACAGCUCAGCAGACAGUUUAACCUUUCUUUUGACUGUUCUUCCUGACCAUGGGCAUCUCAUCAACAUGAAUAUGGGCAGUGAAGCCAUAAGCUCAUGGACUCAAGAAGACAUAAACGAGGGCCGAAUCUACUACCUGCUGAACGCAGCCUCCAAUGCUACUGAUGAUACAUUCUUUUUCAAGCUCCGAGAUAAAGGAGGAAAUGUUUUACCAAACCAGCCUUUCCAUCUUACUUGGUGCUUCAUAUCAUUUACUGCGGACAGACAGGAAGUUAAUGAAACAGACACCUUAGUAAUAGAAUUACAAAGGAGGGGGUAUCUUCAGGAGACAGUCUUCGUCACAAUAAUUGCAGUUAAUGGAAGCGCCAAAGUCGGAGUUGAUACGCAUAAAUGGUUUAAUCCUCAAAUUCAAUUUAACCCAGGCCAAACAUUAAAAACAUGGACUCUCCACAUAGUGAAUGACAAUCGAUAUGAGGGGACAGAAGAUUUUCAGCUGAGACUAAGUGACCCUGUUUUGGGUAUUCUAGAGUACCCACAAAUUUCCAACUUUUUCAUUACAGACCCAGAGGAUGAACCAGUGGUGGAAUUGAUGUGGCAAGAGAGACGCGUUGCUGAAAACAUUGGAGAAAUCUUUGUCCCUGUUCGCCGGACAUCUGGCGAUUUACGAAAUGAACUCACCGUUAUUUGUGGAACGGUUUCAGGUACGGCAGUGGGAUCCCCACCAGGACAUAUUCUGUCUGGGUCGGACUUCUUCAGCCGACCCUUUGAUCAGCGCAGCGUGGUCAGGUUUGGUCCCCAGGAACGGGACAGACACUGCAGGGUGACCAUCAUUGAUGACUCUCUUUAUGAGGCGGAGGAAAGUUUCAAGGUUGUUUUGACAGACGUCAUGGGUGGACUGAUUGGAAUUAAAAAUGAAACCAUUAUCUUCAUAGAAGCAGAUUCAAAAGAUGAGCCCCAGUUUUCAUUUGAGAGAUCUGAAUACAUGGUUGAUGAGAGCGAGCAGCAGCUAAAAGUGGGGAUCCGGCGAACCGGGACAGACCUCUCCAAACCGUCCAGUGUGACCAUUCGCUCACGCAUGACCAAUCCCAAAUCAGCUCAAGUUGGUCUGGACUAUAUUGCAGUCAAUAAGAUCCUGGACUUUGCUCCGGGUGUUACCUUAAACACAAUAUCAAUCCAGAUCCUGGAUGACCUGGGCCGACCCCAUCUGGAAGGGGUCGAGCACUUCCAGAUUGUGUUGAAGUCUACAAUUGGAGGGUUACUGGGGUCACCAGACAAAGCCAUGGUUUACAUAAACGACAGUGUAUCAGAUGUUCCCUCCAUGGAGUUUGAGGAUCCGGAGUACUUUGUGAAUGAGGAGAAGGGUUUCGUGGAGGCCCGUAUUGUGAGGUCAGGGGACCUAACCCAUGACUCCAGUGUCAGAUGCUACACCAGGCAGUACACAGCCAAGGUCACUCAGGACUUCAUUGAAAGAAUGGACAGUGACAGCUCGAGAGUCCAUUUUGAACAAGGUGAAAAACAGAAGAGAUGCCGAGUGUAUAUUGUGAAUGACAACACUUUCGAGCCAAAUCCAGAGGUAUUUAGGCUUGUGCUAGGUAAUCCAGAGAGCCAAGCAGCUGGAUUAGCUAAAAUUGGAGGAAUGAACUCAACAUUAGUCAGGAUUAAUGAUGAUUCAGACAAACCCAUUAUCAAAUUUUCUCGGCCAAGAUAUUUUGUUAAUGAGCCCUUGCUUCCCGGGGAUGUGUCCAAGGUGCUGAUUCCAGUGUUAAGGCUUGGGGACACCUCUGGUGUAUCCAGGGUUCUGUUCCACACCAAGGAUGGUUCAGCGGUCAGUGGGACUGAUUAUGAUCCGGUUGCUAAUGAACUUUUGUUUAAUCCUGGUAUGACUACCAUACACAUGGAGAUUUCUAUCCUGUAUGAUGCUGCAAGGGAGAUAAGUGAAGUUUUUACUGUUCAUCUUGGACAAGACCGAAAUCUAAUAGCAGAAGUUAAGCGUAAUGACAGAGCUCAGGUGGUGAUAGAGGAGAAAAACCGCCUGGCAGAUGUGGUGUUCCCACUUAAACCGCUCGUGGUGUCACUUCGUGACUAUGACCAAGCUGCCACUGCGGAGAGCAAUCCAAUCAAUGGAUACCCUGUCAUCUGUGUCACGGCAUGUAAUCCAAAGCAUCCUAAGUAUGCAGAAUUGUCUCAGAUCUGCAGAAGCCUUGGAAUUAAUGAUGAUGCCACACGGUUCCGUUGGAAAGUGGCGGCUCCAACACACAAGAGUGGAGUGACCUAUCCACUGGAGGACAUUAAAUCUACCACCUUCUUUGCAUCCUCAACUGGGAUUACUCUUGACAGCAUAUACUUUACUGCAGGAAGCAGAGUACAAUGUAUUGCCCGAGCCUUCAACUCCCAGGGUCACCCAGGCAAGGAAGUGGACAGUGAGCCAGUUACUAUUGAUUCUGAAAAUGGAAUCUGCAUGCCUAAAGAAAAUGGAGUUUUUGGGAACAGUCCCUACCAGGCAACCAUCAGAUACCAAGGACCUAAAAGCACAGAUCACCCCAACAAAGUAAAGAUAUCUGUCACUAUUCCUCACAAUGACGGGCUCCUACCAGUGGUUUCCACAUACCAGCCAUCCAACUUUGACUAUAUCCUGACCCCCAGCAGCCUGAGGGUGGCUCAGCACCAGUGUUCUAAUUUACUGGACGCCACAGAACACCAGGGAGGGUUCACUUCGAAUGCCACACGCCACAGGAAUACGCCAAGAGAUUCUGAGCCUUACCAACAUGACGUGGAGUUACGCACAGCCCGAACGCUGAGAUUUUAUAGGAAUUUGGACCUAGAGUCCUGUGUUUGGGACAUCACAGGCUACUUUGAUAUGUCAGAACUCUUGUCCAAAUGUGGAGGUCACAUCAGGUCUGAUGGACAGUCCAUCUCCUCCACGAUGUCUGCCAUUACUUUGGAUGUCUGGCUCUUUGUGUCCUAUGUGCGGUAUUCCCCCUCUGUCCCAGGGGCGUGGUUCCACCAGGAUCACCAGAUAAACCUACCCCUCACCUUCGUGUACAAUACAGGCAUCAUGUGGAGAAAUGGCAUUGUGUCCCCUUCAAAAGUAGACCUUAAAGGAAAUUUGUAUCUGUCAGCAAUGAGAGUUCUCAAAGAUGGCAGACUUCAUGUGUCUUUUACUACCAGAGCUCAUUUUAAUGGAAAAUUUGUUAUGCAGCAUUCCACCUUUCAAGGUCUCACCUCCUCGUCUGUGACGUCUCCUGACCGCCCAGGAUUAGGUCUGUCCCUCCAACUCCUCGGGGGGGACUCCACAUUCAGUCAGCCAGAACAGCACUGGCAAUUUGAGUCAGAUACUGCACUUGACGACUAUACAGGUAUAUACAACAUCACACUGAUUCCCUGCCUCACACCUGUGUACGAGGCCUACACCUUGGACACUCCCUGCCAUCCUGAGUCCCCAAUUUCUUUCUCCCUCCCGAUCCAGUUCCAACAAAUCAGUAACCCUGUACCUGUUGAGUACACACUCAAUACAGACCUCAGCCUAACAAGGAAGAGAGACCAGUGGAUCUCAGAGAAACCAUUGAAAUACGGACAUAAACUUGGAUCCUCUUUUGCUCCUGGGGAGAAAAUUUAUGGGCGUAUAGACAUGAAUGCUGUGGAGACGAUGGGAGAUCAUGUGAAGAUCUCGCUGGAGAAGGUGUUCCUGUGCUCGGGCAAGGAUGGAUACAUUCCAACAUACGACCCUCAAAAUGGGCAGUAUGGCUGUCUGUCCAAGUCAGAAAAUCUAGAAUACCAGGUUAAAGUUAUUGACCGCUUGGCUCCUUUUACAGUCGACAGAGAUUUGAAUGGAGUUCCUUUGACGGCUAAAUUGGCUGAAGAUGAAGGUGCCCUGACGUUGAUAAAGCAACCUGGGGCUGAUGGCUUUGUCAUUGAUACAGAGCCAUUGUUUGAGAGUGACCCAGACAGACUUUGGUUCAUCCACGUCAUUUACAAUUUACUCUCACCAAAUUCCAUAGACGACAGGGUUGUACCGUAUCAUUCCUUGCCCGGGGAGGAUGCAUCCUUCCCAUGGCAAAAGAGACAAAGGAGGUCUCCAGAUGUCAUGCAGGCGUUGGGUGUGGCUGGAAAGGGCACAAACAUGAUUAGAAUUGUCCUCACAGAGGAACAUCAAGAAGAAGACACCACAGCGGGAAUAUCCGAGGUUUCUGAGGACAAGGGAGGAGAGAGGUCCUCACUCAUUCCAAUACUCGUAGGAAUAGCGGUGUUACUGUGUCUUACUCUUAUACUGCUGGUUUUCAUUAUCCGAAAAAAGAGGAAGGAUUCCUCACCCCCACCCACACCAGACAGUACGAUGACGGUGGUCUCUUCGGGGCCCCGCAAGGUUGUGGUGAAAAUUGACACUAAUGGGGACUUCACAGAAGUGUAGCACAAAUAUAAGCUUGCUAUCAACAGAUCUUUCAUAGAAAAUGUAUUAAUACUCAUAAAUCAGCUCAAAAUUCAUAUUUUCUGAUGCAACAAUCAAAUUCUGAUUUAAUCUAGAAAUGAUAUUUUAAGUAAUGUUGAUAUUAUAAGUGAUAUUGAAAUCCAGAUAUUUUAACCAUAAAAGAUUACGCAUAUUAGUAAUUAGAUUAUUGUCACAUGAUAUUGGUGGUCAGAAAAGACAAAAACAAGAGAUACCUCAUGAUAUUAACACCACAAUUAAAGUCCACUCUGUUUUGUUGUAUUUAAGUCUACAUAUAGCAUUGAUGAUCUACUAGUCUGCAUUCCACUGGUUGUUUGUGUAAAUUGUUGUGUGGUAUGUUAUAAUGUUUCAAACCUAGUUUGGUAUUUGUCUUUAUUGUCAGUGUGCCUUAAUUGAUGAAUGUGGCUUUGUCUCUGUGAUGUUUUAUAUGUUUAUGUAUAUAUGCAUUCAUAAAUGUAUGCUUAUAAGAACAUAAUGUAGAUCAACUGCUGUGUUAAGUAAUUAUAUGUAAGAUGUCAGAUAUUUGUAGAAGCUGUUGAUAUCUCAUGAUCAUGUGACACAGAUUUGAAAUAUUUUGCAUUCCAAGAUAAACAGCGAUUACCAAUAAUUCAUGUUCAUGGUUGUAUGAAUGUUUUAACUCCUUUGAAAUGAUGUUUGACAGAGGAAAGUUGGCUCUGUAUGUUGUAUGAUUGUUUAUGAUUUGAAUCCAAGAUAUUGAUAUCUCUAACAUUAUUACGAAGUUUUCUUGAAUACAAAGUCAUUGAUAUCUCUAGCGCCAUAGUAAAUAAAUUAAGAUCUUCUCUUUGUUAUUUAUAAUGUGAACUGUAGGCUACUGUUUUAUAAAAUUAAGUAUGUCUAAGUGAUAUAUAAAUGUACACUCAUCCCAUUAAUUACACAAGGUUGUAUAAUAUGAAAUGUAUUUAAACUGUGUUUUCAUCAAUAUGUGCCUAUUGGUGUUUUUUUAAGCCAAAACCAAAGACUAUAUUUGUUUUUGAUAUUUGAUUGCCAUAUUUUUUCUGCAUUGGUGUUGGACAAUAUAUGUUUACAGUUUGUGUUUGAACGCAGCUAAAAAUAUACUGAUAAUGAUUGCCAUGUUUUUUAUUUACAGAAUUCAAACCUGACAACCCAUCUGACUUCAUUUCUUGGUUGACAAAAAAAAAAAAAUUAAUUACAUUUCCUUCUUAAUAAGUAUCAAAUGUUUUUAUGUGAACUGCAAUUAUUGACCAUGUGCCAUUCAACAUGGGGUAAGAACAUCAGGAACAGGGAAAACGUUUGAUGCUAAAAUUGUUAAUUAAAAUUGAUUAUGGUAUUGUCAGACUUUCCCAAUUUUUAAAAUAUUAUAUUAAAAUCAACAAAGUUCCCAUAUUACAUGUGUAUUAGCUUACCUACAUUGAUGCAGCUAAGGUGAUAGAUAUAAUAUUUGCUUAAUUUUAACCGCAUUGAAAUAUGUCAACUUUUAUAUGGAAUGGUGUGUAGUGUUCAGUGCAAGUGAGAAGACAAAACGCACAAUGAACUCUUUUUAUUUUUAUUUGUUCUUAUGUACAUAUGUAUGUCUUUUUUUAUUAUUUUUUCUUGAAAUCAGCGUGUUUGUUGUAAGAUGAAGUGCUAUACACAUGCAUUAUUCAUUUGUUUUGUUGUAUGCUGCGAUGUACACUUGUCAAUGGUGUAUUGAAUUGUCAAUUAUGAAUGAUAAUAAAUUACAUGCAUAAAAAUUUAA
Molecule: messenger RNA, 11247 nt
Organism: Magallana angulata
Lineage: Eukaryota; Metazoa; Mollusca; Bivalvia; Ostreida; Ostreidae
Product: extracellular matrix protein 3-like
Exons: 25
Coding region: 171-9494 (3107 amino acids)
Biological process (GO): cell communication; homophilic cell-cell adhesion
Cellular component (GO): membrane
Molecular function (GO): calcium ion binding
Source: RefSeq, a predicted model, not a curated record